AUGAGCACGUCAAGUCGACGCUCUUCCACCUCCCACUCGAACUCGCAAUCUCGACGAACGGUACAUGGACCAGGACCAUGGCGCUCCCCCUCCACCUCGUCGCUAUUCCGCGGAUCCAACGGCGGCCGUGGUAGUCCAAUCUCGGUUGGGAAAGGGGCGCCUUCAGUUGGUAGUACCGCAGCGCCCUCACUCGGUACAGCAGCGCCUUCAGUCGGGGUAGCGGUACCCAUUACAGCGACGGCGGAACUCUCGAUGGUCACGGCUCAACCAGAGAUUUCGGUCAACAACUCGGAUUCGAGGAGUAUACGGAGUGCCAGGGGGAGUAUAUUCAGUGGGAACGGGGAUAGUGCAAGUGGGAGUGCAAGUAGGAAUGGGAGUACGAGUGCGAGAGAGAGCGUAGAGAGGGUGGUUAGGAGGAGUGCGUCGAAUCUUAGUCGGGUUAGCGUUCACAGUCACGGUCAUGGUAGUGCGAACGGCUAUGGCUAUGGAGGGUCUAGAAACGGGACCGGCAGUGCGAGCAGGAGUACGAGCAGAACAGGCAGUGGUCGAGUCUCGGACACACUCCGCCGUGACCGACCGUCAACCGCCUACCUGAAAGAUCGCGAAGCUAUCGAGAAGCUAGAGGAGAGGUUGGAGAGUCUUACCGGUGACCAACAUCUCACGGCUGCGGAACGCGUGAUUCAGGAGACGUUAGAGGAUGCAGCUACAGCUGCCCGUCCAUAUCAUCAUCAUCAUCAGGGCCAGCAAUACGAUUCCGGCUUCGACUCGCCUGCGUCUGCUCCGCCGGAUCUACAGCGACAGGAGGUACCUACGAUGUCUUCAGACAGCACGGCGACGGGCUCUGGGAUUACGACUCCUACCACGACUGCGACUACCACCGCGACUACGCCCACGUCAGACAAAGAGGACAUACACAAGGAGGCCAAGGAAGCUAUAACCAGUGCGUCAUCGGACGCAGUGAAGAUGGGUACAGAGGCAAUCACGAGCUUGGACCACGCGGCGGCGGGAUCAUCAUCAUCAAUGGCGACCACGUCGACGGCAUCCUUGCCGCAAGCUUUGGCUUCUUCUUCCACGACGACGACGACGACGACGACGGCGACGGCAGCUCCUUCAUCAUCCACAGAGGGAGUCUCGGCAACACCCACAUCGCUGGCUACACCUGCGAGUGCGACAUCAGCAUCAGCCCCUGCGCCUUCAUCGACGUCUACCAGACCCAAGUCCUCCUCGUGGUUCGCUUCGUUUGGUCGGUCGAAAGGGAGGAGUGCGAAGAUGGAUUUCGAUUCGGUGGAUAGCUCUCGUUCUAGUCAUAAUGGUAGUGGCAGUGGUAGUGGAGGUAGUGGAGGUGGGGACCGGGUGGAAGGACCGCAGCGUGCGCAGUCGUCUUCAACAUCGACGACGUACCAGAAACCCAGUGCUUCGACAUCGACGGUGUACCAGAAGCCAAGCGUAGCGAAGGACGAAGGCGAGGAUGAGGAAGAUUAUCCGCCUAUGAUCUCCAUCACGGAUGCGUUCCCUGCUCCCCAGCAGAUCGUGUCCCCUGUUGAGGCGUCGUUUGGGGCCCCGCCUGCACCCACGUCAGCGUCGACACCAGUCUCCCAGUCGUCACCGGCACCUUCCACAGAGCCAAGGGCUGUGCACUCGUCACCAGCACCAACCUCGACGCACUCACCAUCAGCACCAACCUCGACGCACCCACCAUCAGUACCACCACCAGCACCAGAACCGACGCGCUCGCCACCAGCCCAAGCGACGAGAUCCGCACCGGUGAGAACCCCACCACCGAAGAAGAGGUCGUGGUUCUACUCUUCAACGCCGAGCUCUAGUUCGAACUCGUCGACGCCGAGUGUGGGGUCUCCGUUGGCGAGGGUUGUUUAUUCUUCUUCUUCUACCGGGGGCGUCUCCUCUGAGGAUGUUAUCGAUGGUAUUGGAGCGAAUGAAGGUUCGGGUGGAAGGGAUGGGGGUGUGAGUUUGUGUAUGGACGUGAAUGAGGGUACGGGCGGGGGCGGGGGCAGUGUGAGCGGCGCAGCGCUGGUCGACGCGUUGGAGGACCUAUCUGCUUCGGUGGCUACUAUCGUUCCUACACGGCCUACCGUCGACGAGACCGCUAUUCCAUCGAUUUCGACGUCGGCUUUGGUUGCGACUACGGCGGAAGAUGCGACCACGGAUGCUACUACGGCGGGAGGUACGAACGCGACGACUACGACGGCGGUGACUAUGGUGGAUACGAUGACGACGGCGACUAUGGCGGAUACUAUGACGGCGACGGCGACUAUGGCGGAUACGGCGGAAGAUACGAGCACGAGUAGCAAGAUGUCCAUCCACAUUCCACCUCCGUCUGAGAACUUCCCCUCGGCACUCCCUUCGAGUAUUGAUGACAGAGUUCCGUCUUUGCCUUCGACACCUGCUGGAGGCCCUGUUACAAUUGCUGGGGGUGCGACUACGACUACUGGUGGUGGAGGGUUGUUUGGGUUGGUGGUGCCGUAUUUUGGAGGGGGGAGGAGAGAGUGGGGGUGUGACUGGGAAGGAGAAAGAGAAGGAGGAGGGGAAGGAUGGUGA
This is a messenger RNA of Coprinopsis cinerea okayama7#130, 2556 nucleotides long. RefSeq lists its product as hypothetical. NCBI's taxonomy places the organism in Eukaryota, Fungi, Basidiomycota, Agaricomycetes, Agaricales, Psathyrellaceae. The transcript is spliced from 2 exons. The record is from RefSeq and is a predicted model, not a curated record. Bases 1 to 2556 code for a protein of 851 amino acids.